Protopolystoma xenopodis is the source of this 483-nucleotide messenger RNA. NCBI's taxonomy places the organism in Eukaryota, Metazoa, Platyhelminthes, Monogenea, Polystomatidea, Polystomatidae. The record is from the annotation of a GenBank genome assembly.
AUGCGCCUGGCACUCUGCUUUCUUGGUUGUGGCGAAAAGGCAGAAGCUGCGGCUGCCUAUACAGAAUUUAUCCGUCUCUCUGAGCAGCGUGGCGUACAUAACCAAUACCAUCUGUCUCAGGCUUAUAAGUAUCUGGCUGGCUAUCACUUCGAGUCUGGUCACUCUGAAGACGUGCUGGUCGCUGCGAACAAAUGUCUCGAGUUCCCAGAGACUCGGGAGCAGGCGAAAGCAAUGCUCCGACAGAUUGCUUUACUAACUCGCGAGACUGAAGAAGAAGAAGCGGGGGAAGAGAGACAGCAACAACCUCUUCCAGGACACCAUUACCAAGGUAGUGUAACUUCCUACAUUGCUCCUCCGUCCAAGACCGGUAGCGAAAUGGCUCACCAAGGGGUGCCGCCAAUCGGUGUUCCUGGUCAGAAAGGUCAAUUGAGAGACGCGAUGGAAGCAUCAGAAAGCUCAGAGCGGAUCGAAUGUGGGUCAUAA